CGAAGAGGAAGGAGAGUUGACUCUCAAAUCCGCUCGAGUCACGUUUCCGAUCAUGGCAACUAGGAAAAAUUGACCACAACUAAUCACCUUCGUCAUUUGGAGUCAAUGGCGACUCGCCCGUCGGGUGCCGGCAUGAUACCAAAGCUGAAUGUCGUGAUACUCGACGAGUCUCUUGCAUCCGAGGAGGACGAUCUCGUAUUUCCCGGUCACGAUUUCUCCCAACAGGCACACGUACCUUCUCCUCAAAAGUACUUAGAGAUGUACAACAUAUCAAUUGAAGAUCCUGGUGGCUUUUGGUAUGAUAUUGCGCAUCAGAAUUCUAUUGGAAAGAGAAAUGGGGUCAAUAGGUUUACUCAGAGAAUCUUGAUGUUAGAAAUGGGAACAUCAAAAUUGAGGCAGAUGUUUGAGGAAUUGAAAAAAACCCUAAUUAUGGCCCUUCUUAGGAAGAUGUUUGGGGCUAGUGCCAAGAAGGUGAAAGUGGAGAAAAAAACCUGGAAAGUUGAUGCUGGAAGUAGAACUGUUGAUUUGGAACUGACGACUCUUUCAAGCACCCACCACAUGGAGCUGAACCCAAGUGAUGCUGGGUUCCAGGAGCGGUACAUUGUUCAAGAAAUCAUUAAAGAAAUGGCAAAGAACAGACCAAUUGACGUUAAAGGCAAGAAGGGUUUCAAAGAGAAACUCAAACAAGCUAAUGAAACAGAUCAUCGUGCUGAAGUUAGUACUAGCAAAAAGAUUAUAGAUGCUAAACUUGCAAAAGAUUUUCAAGCAGUUCUAAAAGAAUUUCAAAAAGCUCGAUGCCUUUCAGCUGAAAGAGAGACAACUUACACUCCUUUUGUUCCUCAAGCCGUUCUUCCUUCAAGUUAUGCAGCCAGUGAAAUCGAUAUAAGAGGUAGUAUUGAGGAAAGAGAACAGGGGAUUCAAGAAAUACUGUAUCAAACUGGGGAAGUAAAUGAGAUUUUUAAAGAUCUUGUUGUUUUGGUUCAUGUACAAGGAGCCAUGAUUGUUGAUAUCGGGUCAAAUUUUGAGAAUUCUCAUGCUGCAACUGCACAAGCAAGAAUCCAGCUUUCAGAAAGUAUAUUUAUUGGUUAG
Molecule: messenger RNA, 1089 nt
Organism: Lactuca saligna
Lineage: Eukaryota; Viridiplantae; Streptophyta; Magnoliopsida; Asterales; Asteraceae
Source: the annotation of a GenBank genome assembly